Epinephelus moara (kelp grouper) is the source of this 633-nucleotide messenger RNA. RefSeq names its product interleukin 21 (gene il21). Gene Ontology annotation, cellular component: extracellular region. Gene Ontology annotation, biological process: immune response; positive regulation of T cell proliferation; neutrophil activation. NCBI's taxonomy places the organism in Eukaryota, Metazoa, Chordata, Actinopteri, Perciformes, Serranidae. The coding region runs from base 27 to 458 and encodes 143 amino acids. The record is from RefSeq and is a predicted model, not a curated record. The transcript has 6 exons. Gene Ontology annotation, molecular function: cytokine activity; cytokine receptor binding.
UGGUGCCUGCUGCUCACACUGAAAACAUGAAGUUGGUUGUUUUUUGCCUUUUUGCAGUCUGCUGCACUUCUUUGGCCAGCACAACGGCAAACAGAAAAUUUGAGAGAAAAUUACAAGAAAUCCUGAGAUUGGUGGAUACAGUCAAAAAACAGCAGCACACUAAGCUGGAUCUGCACACCCCACCACAGAAUAUUGAGGACUGCUGCUGUCUGUCAGCCCUGAAAUGCUUCCAGGCCAAUAUGGGGGUGCACUUCAACAUUAGCGAAAAAUAUCAAGGCAAACUUUACAGCAGCCUCAAUCACACCCUCACUGUUAACGGUCUGACCUUGAACAAUUCAAGAAAUACUGAGUGCACCUGCGGAGACUGCGACUUGCACCCAAAGACCAAUGCCACAGUAUUUUUCAGCAGACUGAGGACUUUUAUUGAAAAGGGCCUAACCAGACUGGGGACGGUCUGAGGGAGCUGAAGAUCGUCUUGUGACCGAAGACUGAAUGUAGAGAGGACACUACACUGAAAAGAUGCUAAACAUGUUAUAGCCUUCUAAAUAUUUAACUUAUUUAAUAUUUAUUUAGAUAGUGGUGUUCAAACCACUCAAGCUUUGAUUGUAUUAUCAGGAAAGCUGCUUUGCCGCC